GCAUCUCAGAUACACCGAAGUGUGUUAGGGUUAUGCAGUGAUGCGUGAAGAGCUCCAGCCUCCAGCGGGGACCACCUGCCCAAGCAGGGUCUGAACCUUCACCGCCUCCAGCCCACGCGCGCAGGGGGCGUACACGUGCUGACCUGCCCCAGGCCAGUUCCCGGCCCCGGCUCCUCCUCCCUCCAGCUCUUGCUCCGCUUUCUGCAGUAUCACGUGCAGCCGCGCCGGGUGCAGGAUGGCGGCGGCGGCGGCGCCAGCAGCGGUGGGUGUCAGGCUCCGGCACUGCUGCAGCCGAGGCGCUGUGCUCCUGCUCUUCUUCUCCCUGUCUCCUCGGCCCCCAGCCGCCGCCGCUUGGCUGCUGGGCCUUCGGCCCGAGGACACCGCUGGAGGCCGCGUGUCCCUGGAGGGGGGCACCCUGCGCGCGGCCGAAGGCACCAGCUUUCUCCUGCGCGUCUAUUUCCAGCCCGGGCCCGCGGCGCCUGCUCCUCUGGUGCCCGCACCCACCCUUUCCCCGGGGGAGAACGGCACCGGCGACUGGGCUCCGCGGCUCGUGUUUAUCGAGGAGCCCCCGGGCGGGAGUGGCCUGCUGCCCAGCGCUGUCCCCACGCGCUCCCCGGGGCCGCAGCGCUGCCGCGAGCAGAGCGACUGGGCGUCGGACGUGGAGGUCCUGGGGCCCCUGCGCCCCGGAGGCGUAGCAGGCUCUGCUCUAGUCCAGGUGCGGGUGCGGGAGCUGCGCAAGGGCGAGGCAGAGCGGGGCGGCGCGGACGGUGGCGGGAAGCUCUUCUCGCUGUGCGCCUGGGACGGGCGCACCUGGCACCACCACGGCGCCGCCGGCGGCUUCCUGCUGCGCGUCCGCCCGCGGCUGUAUGGCCCGGGCGGGGACCUGCUGCCCCCCGCGUGGCUGCGGGCGCUCGGGGCGCUCCUGCUGCUGGCCCUGUCCGCACUGUUCAGCGGCCUGCGCCUGAGCCUGCUCUCGCUGGACCCGGUGGAGUUACGGGUCCUGCGGAACAGCGGCUCAGCCGCCGAGCAGGAGCAGGCGCGCCGCGUGCAGGCCGUGCGCGGCAGGGGGACCCAUCUGCUUUGCACCUUGCUCCUGGGCCAAGCCGGAGCCAACGCGGCCCUGGCCGGCUGGCUGUAUGCCUCGUUGCCGCCGGGCGUCGGGGGUCCGGAGGAAGACUACGGUGAGGCGGGGAUUCACUUCCCGUGGCUGCCGGCGCUCGUGUGCACCGGCGCCGUGUUCCUGGGCGCCGAGAUCUGCCCCUACUCGGUGUGCUCGCGGCACGGGCUGGCCAUUGCCUCGCACAGCGUGUGCCUGACCCGGCUCCUGAUGGCGGCCGCCUUCCCUGUGUGCUACCCACUGAGCCGCCUGCUGGACUGGGCGCUGCGCCAGGAAAUAAGCACCUUCUACACGCGGGAGAAGCUGCUUGAGACGCUGCGGGCUGCGGACCCCUACAGCGACCUGGUGAAGGAAGAGCUCAACAUCAUCCAAGGCGCCCUGGAGCUUCGCACCAAGGUGGUGGAGGAGGUGCUGACCCCCCUCGGGGACUGCUUCAUGCUGCGCUCCGACGCCGUGCUCGACUUCGCCACCGUCUCCGAGAUCCUGCGCAGCGGCUACACUCGCAUCCCCGUGUACGAGGGCGACCAGCGGCACAACAUUGUGGACAUUCUGUUUGUCAAGGACUUGGCCUUCGUGGACCCUGACGACUGCACCCCGCUUCUCACCGUCACCCGCUUCUACAACCGGCCCCUGCACUGCGUCUUCAAUGAUACCAGGCUGGAUACGGUGCUGGAGGAGUUUAAGAAGGGAAAAUCUCACCUGGCCAUUGUCCAGCGGGUGAAUAAUGAGGGAGAAGGGGACCCCUUCUAUGAGGUGAUGGGCAUUGUCACGCUGGAGGACAUCAUAGAGGAGAUCAUCAAAUCGGAGAUCCUGGACGAAACUGACCUCUACACUGACAAUCGGAAAAAGCAGAGGGUCCCACACCGGGAGAGGAAGCGGCACGACUUCUCCUUGUUUAAGCUUUCCGACUCAGAGAUGAGGGUGAAGAUCUCUCCACAGCUGCUGCUGGCCACACACCGCUUCAUGGCCACAGAAGUGGAGCCCUUUAAGUCUCUGUACCUUUCGGAGAAGAUCCUGCUCCGGCUCUUGAAACAUCCAAAUGUGAUCCAGGAGUUGAAGUUUGAUGAGAAGAACAAGAAGGCUCCAGAACACUACAUCUACCAGCGCAACCGCCCUGUGGACUACUUUGUGCUGCUUCUGCAGGGUAAAGUGGAGGUGGAGGUUGGUAAGGAAGGCCUUCGCUUUGAGAAUGGAGCCUUCACCUACUAUGGUGUCCCAGCCAUCAUGACCACUGCUUGCUCAGAUAACGACGUGCGAAAGGUUGGAAGUCUGGCUGGAUCCUCUGUCUUUCUAAACCGAUCCCCUUCUCGCUGCAGCGGGUUGAACCGCUCCGAGUCUCCCAACCGUGAGCGCAGUGACUUUGGGGGGAGCAACACCCAACUGUGCAGCAGCAGCAACAACCUCUACACGCCCGACUACUCAGUCCACAUCCUCAGCGAUGUGCAGUUUGUGAAGAUCACACGGCAGCAGUACCAGAACGCGCUCACCGCCUGCCACAUGGACAGCUCACCCCAGUCACCUGACGUGGAGGCCUUCACUGAUGGAGACUCCACCAAGGCCCCUACAACCCGGGGCACACCCCAGACCCCCAAGGAUGACGCUGCUGUCACCCUGCUGAACAACAGGAACAGCCUGCUGUGCAGCCGCUCAGACGGGCUAAGAAGCCCCGGCGAGGUCGUGUACUUGAGGAUGGAGGAGAUGGCAUUCACCCAGGAGGAAAUGAUGGACUUCGAGGAGCGCAGUACACAGCAGCUCUCAUUGUCUCCUGCAGCUGUUCCCACCAGAGCAGCAUCAGAUAGUGAAUGUUGUAAUAUUAACCUGGACACAGAGACCAGCCCCUGCAGUAGCGACUUUGAGGAAACUAUGGGCAAGAAGCUGCUGAGAACCCUGAGUGGUCGAAAAAGGAAGAGGUCAUCAGAUGGAGAGCGAGCCUCUGAGGAGAACUCCAACUUAAUGCCUCUGAUCACAUGACAGGGCAGACAGCAUUCACUGGGUGCGUGAGAUUCCAGAGCUUUGGGGGAGAACCCACCCUCCCAUCAUCUGCUUCCUCCCACAGGUGACAGAGCGUUCUGCUUUCCUUACCACCUCUUCACCCCUAGCUGUCAGUUUGGCAGAUUUUCCCUCAUUGCCUCCAGUUUGACGCAGAGCCUUCCUGUGGCCAUAAUGGGAGGUGCCUGCGAUGGAACAUGCUAGAAAUGGUCUUGUCCACAGCACAGUCUGAGACUGGAGAAGAAAUGACCCCAAGCUGACAGUGCCACUCUGGGACCCCUGAUGCCCUUUUAGUUCUUUGGGAUCCCCUGAUGCCAUAUUUCAUGCUUAGCUUAACUCAGAAGGUGCCACUGGCAGACAGGCACAUAGGAGGCUGGAGUAGCAGGUAUGAAGGUUAAUUUCAGGAGAUGCACCAAGAAUUCCUCCAGAACUUUAGAGCAGUGGGACUCAGCCAUGUUGGCAUGUGAAGUUACAGUACAGAAAACUGUCAGUGACCAGUUUCCUGUAGAUAAGGGUUCCAGCAACCUGGGAAGUGUGCCUCAGCUGGAAGGGAAAGAAUGUGAGAUGGAACCUCAAGUCACUGUUUUUCCCAGGGACAUAUCUGUUUUGGCUCCCAAUCAGCAGUCAUUGAUCCAUGGAUAAAUCUGCUCUGGAAGAGGAGGAGCAGGGAGCAGAGAGACCCAAUUGGGAGCCAGAGAUGGAACUUCAGGUUUUAAGUUCAAAUCAAAGCAACAACAAAAAAAAUUAUGUGGAAAAAUUCUAAGCUGUUAAAGCAAGGUUAGCCAUGACAGACCAAAGAGUGCCCAGGUCAGCCAAGAAGGAUGCAAGCUCUCCUGGGACUUCAGUGUGCACCAAACAGCAACAGUGAAGAAUCACUCUUCUUUUUCAUCCAUUCUUCUCACCCCCACCCUUACUCCACCCCAGCAGGUCAGCUAAGUGUACUUUAUUCCAAGAACUUACUAGAUCUCUGGGUUUUCACCUGGAUGUUGGGGCAGAUGCAAUUCCAAGCAUAACCACCAGAUGGCAGAAUGACUGCAUAUACCUACUAAAGAAUAAAAUUAUUCUGGUGAGGAACCACACGGCCAGCCUCUGGGAAAAUGUGGAAGUAAGUGAAGCUUGUCAUUGGGACAUCUGUCUCCCUUUCUGAUCUAUCUCCCACCCUUUGGGUUCCCUCAGUCAGAGAUCCAGUGAUCCAGUGCUGCCUGCUGAAUCUCCAAACUGUUCCCAAGCUUUUCCAUCCAGGCUUACCUCUGCUUCCUCUAAAACCAUUACUGCUACAUCUCCAUACCCAUUCAAUCAGUAAUCACAUGGGGAGGUGGGAGACUGAUAUUUCCUCUGGGUUAUUUGCAUCUCAAAAGAAAAUGCUUACCCACCAGAGCCUUUAACUCAGGGGUUCUUAACUUGGGGUCCAUCACCCCAGAGGGUCCACUGUUGGACUUCAGAGGGUCCAUGAAACCCCUAGCACUGUCAGAAUUUAGUAUGUGUUCUCAUGCGUGUUUUCCAGAGGGCUAAAGCUUUCCUAAAAUUCUCAAAGGUCUCAGACCCACAAGGUUAAAAACCACUGUUUAAGCUAGUGGAACUUUCAGCCCAAAGUUUCUGCAAUGCAGAGUUAAGUGAAUAGUGGGCAGUUCGAGACAGAUUUUUAGUUAUAAGUGGUCUUCUCAAGUGUCCAUCAAAUCGAUGGGGAAAGCUGGCACCCAUCAAGCAGUGGAAGUCCUCAGAAAUUCUUGGCCUACCCUAGAGUAUUAUACAACCUAUACCCCACACAACCCCGUUCCCUCUUCCCUGCCAAACUAGAGCAGGUGUUGCAGACAGGAGGGCCACAGCGUGUGGAAGUAAAGACUUUUCAGCUGGAGAUGGCUUUCCCAGCAAUGUGUUAUUGACUUCAUACCGCUUGCCUGGUUCUGUCUGAGGCUCAGCAGUGCAUGACUUCUCGUAGACAACUCCACGGCUACCAGCCACCCCCAAACCUACUCUUGCCUGGUAGGAAUGGGCAAAGGGUCAGCCCUCGGUGCUGGGUGCCUCUGACCCAAGCGGUGAACGGUGAGUUUCAAGCAAGAACUGCCAUCAUGCAGUCUUCUUGCCCAGCUGGCCACUGGCCCAAGGGGGCCUGCCUGGCUAGUCUUCAUUACCCCUUAGGCCACCGGGCUCAGGCCACUGCUGCUGCAUUACAUCCCUCCCUUUGCAAAAUCCCUGAGGACCCUGUCACCACUCCCCGCCUUAUUCCUGGCCCCCGCCCCCAAGAUUUUCUUCAGGUUAAAAAAAGUUUAAAAAAAAGAGGAUUUUAAAAUAAAGGAUUUAUGAAGGCUCAAUAAAUUGUAAAUAAUUUUUAAAUAAAAUGAAAAUGCCUUUCCUGGAA
This is a messenger RNA of Diceros bicornis minor, 5465 nucleotides long. It is a transcript of the gene CNNM1, whose product is annotated as cyclin and CBS domain divalent metal cation transport mediator 1. Gene Ontology annotation, biological process: magnesium ion homeostasis; transport. Gene Ontology annotation, molecular function: transmembrane transporter activity. The record is from RefSeq and is a predicted model, not a curated record. Lineage: Eukaryota; Metazoa; Chordata; Mammalia; Perissodactyla; Rhinocerotidae. The coding region runs from base 236 to 3088 and encodes 950 amino acids. Gene Ontology annotation, cellular component: plasma membrane. The transcript is spliced from 11 exons.